Molecule: messenger RNA, 1025 nt
Organism: Magnolia sinica
Lineage: Eukaryota; Viridiplantae; Streptophyta; Magnoliopsida; Magnoliales; Magnoliaceae
Product: eukaryotic translation initiation factor 5A-2
Exons: 5
Coding region: 112-591 (159 amino acids)
Biological process (GO): positive regulation of translational termination; positive regulation of translational elongation
Molecular function (GO): RNA binding; translation elongation factor activity; ribosome binding
Source: RefSeq, a predicted model, not a curated record
AAAGUAGAGAAGGAGAAACAAAUUCCCUUAUCAUAUCUCAAAAAAGUCCUCUCUUUAUCUCUCCGCCUCUCUGUCUUCUGGAAUAAAAAAGAAAAGAAAAAAGAAGAAAAUAUGUCUGAUGAAGAACAUCACUUUGAAUCGAAGGCAGAUGCAGGAGCUUCGAAAACCUAUCCGCAGCAAGCUGGAACCAUCCGAAAGAACGGUUAUAUUGUAAUCAAAGGAAGACCUUGCAAGGUUGUUGAGGUUUCAACUUCCAAGACUGGCAAGCAUGGCCAUGCAAAAUGCCACUUUGUUGCCAUUGACAUAUUCAAUGGAAAGAAACUCGAGGACAUUGUACCUUCAUCUCAUAACUGUGAUGUUCCCCAUGUUAACCGUACCGACUACCAGCUGAUUGACAUCUCUGAAGAUGGAUUUGUGAGUCUGUUGACUGAAAAUGGAAAUACCAAGGAUGAUCUGAAACUGCCUACUGAUGACAAUCUUCUUGCCCAGAUCAAAGACGGGUUUGGUGAAGGGAAAGAUCUGGUUGUGACUGUGAUGUCUGCCAUGGGAGAGGAGCAGAUAUGUGCUCUCAAGGACAUCGGCCCCAAGUAGCUUUGGCCUUAAACGUCCCCCCACUGGUUUGCAUUUAUUCAACAAUGUUUGGUGUGGGUGUUAUGUGGCUCCACCGUUUCAGACUGAGAAGAUAGAUGCCCUACUGCGGCAGUUUUCUAUUUGGGUUUGUAAGACUCUUUUUAACUGAGGAAACGAAGGCAACUGAUCCAGUCAUGAGCUGUGCCUUAGCCCAUACUUAUAAACUCCUUUCUAGUAUCACAGUGUGGUUACAGCUAUAUUUUCAGUGAUCCUUUCAAAACUUUAACCUCCGCCCGUUUCAAGUUGGCAGAGGGGUUUGUCGUGCCUGCAAGACACUGUACAUGAAUCUGUUGAGUGCUUUCUGUUGGUAAACUGUUCCUGCUUUGCUAUAUAUGGUUCAGGGGAAUACAUUAUCUUAUUGACCCCAACCCCAUGUUAUUAUUAUUAUUAUUAUU